Messenger RNA from Chlamydomonas reinhardtii, 1742 nucleotides. RefSeq lists its product as uncharacterized. The record is from RefSeq and is a predicted model, not a curated record. Lineage: Eukaryota; Viridiplantae; Chlorophyta; Chlorophyceae; Chlamydomonadales; Chlamydomonadaceae. Bases 143 to 424 code for a protein of 93 amino acids. The transcript has a single exon.
AACUUGCCAAACACCGCGUAUUUCCAACAGGUUAUGAGCCCCGGCGCUCUCUGAGUGUCCGUGUAGGUGUUCUAGGCAUUAUCGCGGUUACUGAUAGUGUUUAGGCUUGGCGCGAUUCUGGUCGCUCUGGUCGCUGAGCACCAUGGGCCUCCCUAAGCUCGACAAGCUGAAGGACGCGAAAGGCUGGCGCGCAUUCCGCGUGGACUUCUGGGCGAUGUGCGUCGUGGAGGAGUGCGUCGACGCCAUCGAUGCUCCCAUGCGCGCUACUCGCGAGCAGCAGCGGCGUGCGCACGCCCUGCUCACGCUGCACGUGGAGGCGCCCUACAAGCAGCUGGUUACCCGUCGCGCAUCAGCCCGCAGCACGUCGCGCUGUGAACGGCUGAAGCGGAAAGCGCAGCCGUGGGAGCUGCGUGUGCUGUGCUAGUGACGGCGUGCUUUGCCGUGGCGCUGGCUGUAUGCUGAGUAUGUUGGUGAGGCAAUCACUGCAUGGAGCUAGCUGGAGCUGGAGCUGAGGAGCUAGUGUGCGACGCGUGAUGCGUGGGGAAGUUUAGAAGCAUGGUUACGGGACCGGGCAUGGGUUUCCGUGGGAGCCAUUGUGCGGUAGUUGGUAACGCCGGAUUGCGCGUGCCUGAGCCAUGUGCAGGACCAUAUGCGUGGCAGACACUACAGACUUGCGGCGUGCAAGUACUGUGACGUAAUGACUGCGGUGAUAGCAGCAUGCGUGAUAAGCUGCAGGUUAUAUGCAGCGGUUGGUACUGCGGUUAAGCAGUGCUGUUGUCUACCAAGGGCGCGAGCGGCCUAGCUUGCCAAGGGUGUAGAUGUGUGUGCGAAGUGUGUGACUUGCGGAUUGAGCAAGCACGACGGUUAGGUCUUGUCCGACUAAACAAGCCUGGUAGCAUGUUUGCCGGUGUGCGCAACAUGAGAUUGAUUGAUUGGUGCGAUGCGGUAGAAGCAUGUGGGUAGGAUGAUGUAAUGGACAUGCGAGAUGCAGCGGAAAGCGUACGGUGAUUAAGACAUGCGAUUUAUUGAUUGACCUAUCUAGCGUGAGACGGCUAGAGUCACGUGGGAGCUACGUUAGCUGUGGAGGCAUGAGUAGUGCAGGAUGCGAAAUGAUUGACGUGUGUUCGUGCCGUCGACCACGUGGGAGUGUUGGAAAGUCGCCGGUAUGGUCGACUGUCACUCACACUAGUUACACGGGUUACACCGAACGUUAGGCAAUGCAGGAAGUAGCAUGCCUAGGAAAGUGAGGAUGAACGGGCAAUGCAACAGGUGCUGCGGGCGCAAGUAGCCGGGGAAGUUGCAUGCGGACGUUGCGCGAUCUAGGCGGGAUAUAAGCCGGCGUUGGCACGCCGGACUUACACCAGUCUUAUUCUACCUUACUGGGUCAAUGUAACAGUAUAAGGAAAGCUAGCCUACGCGAGCCUGCUAUUCAGUAUACCGGAUGCGAUAGGAAACUUGCCAAACACCGCGUAUUUCCAACAUGUGGUGUCCUGGCUGGCUCUGCAGUGGCGGUGUGGCUGCUGAGCACCUGGUUUGGCUAUGUGCCUGUACAGACCGACCCCGGCUAUGUCCGGGUGAUGAGGACGUUCGGCCUCAGAGAGUGGAGGGGCUCAGCCCCUUUUCCCGUGGCAGGGGGACACUUGUCCUUGUUUGGUAGCACACGCGCCCACGCCGUAAAGACGCAGGCCCUGUCACACAUAUGACGUCUCAAGGAGAGCUUAUUUCCGCCUGGACUGCUGGGA